This is a messenger RNA of Pseudomassariella vexata, 692 nucleotides long. RefSeq lists its product as uncharacterized. Gene Ontology annotation, cellular component: mediator complex. The record is from RefSeq and is a predicted model, not a curated record. Gene Ontology annotation, biological process: regulation of transcription by RNA polymerase II. The transcript is spliced from 3 exons. Bases 169 to 573 code for a protein of 134 amino acids. NCBI's taxonomy places the organism in Eukaryota, Fungi, Ascomycota, Sordariomycetes, Amphisphaeriales, Pseudomassariaceae. Gene Ontology annotation, molecular function: transcription coregulator activity.
GCCUAAACGAGUACUCAUUCCCAUUGUCUCCACAUUUGCGCCAAAAACACCAAAAUCUUGACGUUGAUGCUGGCUUAGAAAGCAAUUCCACCAAUCCCAUGCCGAAGUGUUCUCAACAGACACCUUUUGCCCUUCUGUACGACGCACGCAGAACUCACGUUGGAAAUCAUGGAUCGUAACAAGAAGGGCCAGGAUCUGAUGGCCCGCCACAAUCUCUGCAUCAAGGAGAUCCUCGACCGAUUCCUCAAAAUGAUGCUAGCCGCCACCGACGAGCUACCCCAUGAGGCUACCAUUGAGUCGGCCAUGCUGAAUAGCAUGAAGAUGGAGUCGGAGACUGCUGCUUUGAUCAAUGAAAUCCAGAAUCUCCUCAUGAUUUCCCGCGAGAUCAAGGCCCUCUGGAUCCGCGGCCCUCUCAACCCGCCCAGCGAGCACACGGAACAGGAGAAGGAGCUCGACGUCCAGGCUGAGAUGGUCCAGGGUCUGUACAACCAGGCCAUUAUCAUUCAGCAGAGGCGAACCAAGGCGCAUGCUGUGGCUGUGGCGAAGGGUCUGGCGGGAGAUAAAACGAAGUAGGGGGCUGUUGGUGUUGACGCCGUCAACGGAGGAGCUAUAUAAGUUUAGGUGGUUUGAGUCGUUCUUGUCUAAUGAUAUACAGGCAGAUAGCAACAGAAUGACCAAUGGACUGUUCUACA